Molecule: messenger RNA, 7947 nt
Organism: Caenorhabditis angaria
Lineage: Eukaryota; Metazoa; Nematoda; Chromadorea; Rhabditida; Rhabditidae
Source: the annotation of a GenBank genome assembly
AUGGGUAAAAUUAGUUUCACCGAAACGCACUUCACGACGGGAAUUCUCCUGGAAGUCUUGGAACGUUACGUUGUACGAACUGUGAGUUGCUUUCCAUAAAUUAAAAGCAAAAGAAAAUAUAUGUUUUCAGCGACUUUUACCGUGUGAUCGAAAUGCGUUAGGCGAUCUGAAUAGCAAAGAAUUCUUCGACUCGAAAAAAGCGGCGAUUUUAUUGGAUCGCCUUGUUGAAAAAGCAAAUGGAAGAUUGGAUAUUUAUGAACCAACAACAGCUUUAGUCAAUGAUCUCAUCACAAUUCAUACAUUUCCAAAUAAUUCGGAGUUUCUUGGAAUGGCCGAUCAAAUCAAUGUUUUGGCUUUGCCACAAUAUUUGCAAAACACAAAAGGAGUUGAAUUCCUUUCAAAAAAUGAUAUUUAUUUGUUAGUUUUCCGCAAUUAUUCAAUGUUAUCUGGUGCCGAAGAUCAAAUCUCAUUAUUAGUUCUUCAUUCGCUAGGAAACAAAAUUUCUCGACAACUCAAAAACUGUUAUGAAUUGAUACCUUCCACUUUGGUUGAUUCUGUUUGCUCGUAUUGUAUGGAUGUUUUUCGAACUGAUUCUGUUCGUCAAAUUAUUGGAAAAACAAGGGAAAGAGGAUUGAGAUUGUCGAAAUAUACAGUUGAUGAAUUAUUUGGAAAAUUUUCCGAAUAUUUUGAUGAGGCUUUUGAUGGAAAAUUGUUGAAACAAUUGAAGCAACUUUUAAAUGUUUAUAACAUGGUAAAUUAAAAUGAGUAUUGAUUUGUCACUGUUUAUAAUUUAUUCUAUUUUUCAGACAAAGCCAAUUCGAUCAAACGAAGAGUUCUACGAAACAGUUCAAAUGAAAUUCGUUAUGAUGAUUGAAGGCGUUUCUGCCCUUGUUGAUAAAUUUCCCAAUGUUUUUCAACCAUAUUCUCAUCCUCAAAAUCGUCUCAAACAACAUUAUGCAGUUGUUCGCGUGUUUCUUGAUGCAGAUGACAAGUUUUUCAUUGCAAAAGAUUUGGAAUAUGCGUUGAAUAUUGCAUUGAAAAAUAAAACGAAAUCAAAAUUGCCAGCUGGUUUGAUAAAACUUGAAUUGCCAGAAGAGAAGAAAUCUGGAAUUUUGAAUUCGGUGUCAUGGGAAGAAUUUUUGAAAAUUCUGGAGACUUUGAAAUUAUCGAUUGAGGAUUUGAAUGUGAGAACUUUUCAAGACAACAGAGCUUUUAAAAACUUGGAUUUCAGAUAAUCGAACAUAAAAUCCGCCGAACGACUCGUCAAAUCGCAGUCUCUCUAAUCUCCCAAUAUGGAACUCAUUGUAAACUUGCAAGUGAUGCAUUUUUCGAAGUUUUCGAAAAUGUUUCAACCGGAUUACGAUUGUUUCAAACUGUCAGCAAAGCAAAUUUACCGAAAGUUUUUGAGUGGUUUGCCGAUUUACACGGUGUUUUCAAUGAUUCAAAAGAGGGACGAUAUUUUGUGGAAACUUGGAAAAUUGAUCAAAUUAUUGAUCGGGUUUAUAAAGAAUUGAAUGAUUAUGCAGUUGGGGUAAGUUAAUAAUAAGGAAACAAACUUUACAUCAAACAAUUUCCAGCGUGCCUACGAUCUUCCAAACAAAUUCAACAUUGGUUUCACGAAAGAACAAGUCAUCCAAGAAAUCAAUCGAUUUUCUCCAAAUUUCAAAUUAGAUCAAGAACAUAUCGCUUCAAUGCACUUCAAAAUUAUCAACAAUUAUGCAAUGACUAAUUUGACACCUCGAUUUAUUCAUCAAAUUUAUGAACAUUGUGUUCGAUUGGAAUUUCUCGCAAGAAAUCCACGUUUUGCCAAGUUUAUUCAUAAUCAAGGAAUUUGCAGGAUUUAUCAAAGAUUUGUUUGUGAAUGUGCAAAUGAGGAAGAUUUUGUGGUAAUAAAAUAAUAGAGUUUUCAAAAAAAAUCAUGUUUUUUUCAGAUGGCUUCUGAAACUACGAAAAAUCUGGAAAUUCUAUCAGCCAAAAAUGUGGAAGCAAAUCAUAUCAAAUUCAAAGAUGGAUAUAAAUAUUCACUUGUCGCUGAAAAUGGCACAAAAUAUUAUGACAAUGAAACAUGUUUCUACAUGGCUCUUGAUAGAACUCUUGAUCAUAUGGAUUCGAAUAAUCAAGAAUUACUUGGGCUAACUUAUAAAGCACAAUGUUUGAAACAAGAAAUGAAUCCAAUAUUGAUGAGAGAUAGUAUUUUUUAUUUGACAGAAGAAGAGGUUCAUCAAUUUUGCAAUGAGAUUCGACAAUUUUAUGAUGAUUCGAUUAAAAUUGCGACUGCUCGAGGAGAAGCUCAAAAAGCAAGUGUAACACAAACAUAUGAAAUGGAUUGGGAAGAAGUUUGGAAGAGUUUUCGCGCAUAUUUUCCUGGCUCUGAAACGAGUGCUGAAGUUGGCGCGAUGUUUGAAUGUGUUAAACGGAAUUUGAAGCGAAGACAAAAUGCGACGAAAAAAGGAUUGGUUGGAAGUUUUGCGACACAAUUGACAUCGAUUUGUCGACACGGACAAUUGACAUUUCAAAGAUGCGCGGAAAGAUUGAAGAAUUUGAAAGAUUUUAUGACAAAAGAUGAAAAAUAUAGGAAUCGAAGGAUUAUUUUGAGAAUGAUGUCGGAAAUGAGGAUUCAGGAUAAUAAAUUAUGGCAUAUGUUUACGACUGAGGUUUUUAAAGCCAUGAAAAUUGUGUUGAGAAUUGAGAAAAGGCUUCAUCUUAUGAGCGGUAAGGUUUAACUUCAAAGCUUCUAAGGAAAGAACUGGCUAAAAAAUUGUUCUAUAAAAAAUACUAUGAAUAUUUUUGACAAUAGAAAAAUUUAAAAGCGGUAUCUGAAAUUGCGAGCGAAAUUUGAUUUUUCGAGUUUUCAUUUCUAUACGAUAUUUUUUCCUUCCAGAUCGUAUCGAAAAAUGGGAAAUCGAUUGGUAUGACAGUGAACAUUAUACUGUAAUGGGUGUUGCUGGUUUAGAGCCGAUGUUACGAGUUCUUGGAAUUGAUAUGGAUAAAUUCUUGAUUGUUCCCGAUAUUCAUUUCACGAAAAAUAUGGCAGAAUUGCCGUUGAAAAUGAAUUAUGACACUGUUUCGGUUCUGGCACCAAAUACUGAAUUGGCUUAUCAUUAUACACAGGUUUGUAGUUUUUUUUUGUGGAUUGAAUUUUCAAAGUUUCACUGUUUCAAAAAAUCUAAUACAUUUUCUGGAUAUCAUGAGUUUUUGAUACCACAAUUUUCAAGAAUUUUUUUUUUCACUGUUUCAAGAAAUUUAUAAUUUUCUCGAUAUUUUUUAAUUCUUAAUUCUGCCUCUUCAAGUUGGGAUCACUUAUUAAAAUAUUGUUUCUAACAUUUUAAGACUUUCUGAAAAUUUGGAAUUUUUGCCCUAAAAAUAAUGAGCCAAGAAUGUUCAUUAGAAGAAAAAUUCUCCUAUAUUUCAGGCUCAAUUCCGAGUGUUCCAAUUCAUUGCAUGUGAUAUUAAUUGGAAUGUUGCCAGUCUUGAUUGUUGUAAACAUGCAAAUAGCACAAAUGAUUUCAAAAAAGAGGUGAAAAAUCAAAUGAGAAAUCUGAAAAACGGCUAUGUUUCUGCAAAUGAAGUUGAAGGAGUUAUGAGAAGAUUAGCAGAUGAUGACACAUAUUAUGCUGGAAGACAUCGAGAUCUUCGAACUCCUCUUAAUUUAUUGCAUGGAAAGAGAUAUAACGAGACAAUGACAAAACACGAAUUUUUGAAAUUGGUUCUAGAAGUUUGUAAUGAUCCAAUUCCAAUAUCAAUGGCUUUUCAUUCUCAUCAAUUGACACAAGCUUUAGCAUAUGAAGAUUUGAAUGAUAGAGAUGAAUAUGAAGUUUGGAGAAUUAAAUAUGUAUUUAUGGAUCAUUGGAUUGAUUGGGUUUUGGAUGAAGAAGAAGAUGAGAGUUUGAAAAUGGAUGUUCAAACUGCGUGGACUGUUUGUUUGGGACAUUUGAAGAUUUCGAGUUUUAGCGAAUUGAAAAGAUGGAGAAUGUCUGUUGGAGAAGUUUGUAAUGAUUAUACGGAUUUGAAAUUGUUGAAUAAUUGUUUGAAAAUUGUGAAAAAGAAUGAGGAAUUUAAUGCGAAGUUCAAAGAGGAUGGUGAGCACAUUUUCAAAGUUUUUUCUUACUGAAAAUUGAAAAAUUUUCGAUGAUUUUUUGAAUUUUUCAUCGGAAAAUUGAAAAUUUUAUUUCGGAAAAUUGAUAAUUUUAAGCCAAGUUAGGCUUUUUCACAAGAAAUCGAUUUUUUGAGAUAAACUAGAUUGAGAGUUGAAUUUUGAAAUAUUGAAAUUCAUUAAGUUCGGACAUAGCUAAUUCCGAAAAUAUGAAUGUUAGCUUUUCAGCUAAAGUUUGGUUUCGAAUGUUGAAAAAAUUGUAAAAUCAUGUUCUCAAAAAUUUCUGAAAACGCAGAAAAUUUUAGAAGUUAUUUUUAAGCAAAAAAUUAGAUUCAGAAGGUCGAAAAAGUAGAAAUUAGUUUUCUUAUUUUCUGAAAAUUUCACUGUUUCAAAAAUUUUACUUUAAAACUUGCUAGAUUUAUUUUGAUGAUUUCUCCAUUCUUUAUAAAUCACAAAUAAACAACAUACCAAUUUCCAGAUCUGGUUAUAAAACAUCAUUGGGAUAGAACACAACACAAAAAGAAGACCAAUUAUACAACUCAUUCGCAUUCUCAUUCUCAUUCAAAUUCUUCAUGUUCUACAACAAAUACGAAAGCACAAUCUUCGACUCCUGCAAAAUCAGAAAAAGAAAAACCAAAAGACUCGGAGAAAACCGAAUUCUCAACUUUGAAACGUGGAUUUUUCAACAAACCAGCUGCUGCUCUCAAAAAACCAGUCGAAACUCCGAAAAAAGUUGAGAAAAAGAAAAAGACAGUGGAAGAGGUUUUGGACAAAUUGCACGAUAAUUUACCGUAAGUUCUUCGAACUCAAUUUUUUGAAUGAGUAAUUUUUUUAGGAAAUUGUUGGGUUAUAUUUGUGAUGAUGAUUUUGAGCCGAUGGAAAUGUUGGAAGAAUUGAUUGAAGAGCAUUUGAAAGGAGUGUUGGAUGAUGAAGAUUUUGAUUGUUUGACUUUGGUGAGAUUUUUAGGGUCCAUAAUUACCGGCCCAAAAUUAAUUUUCAAAUUUCAGAUCAUGCAAGAAAACUCGGAGCUCAAAAAAUUGGAGAAGAAACUCGAAAAAUAUCUAGACUUCAAAAUUGAUGGCGGUGAUCAUUAUUUUAAAAGAAAACGAUGUGCAAGUUGUUCGAGUAGCGAAGAAUCUGAAGAAGAGGAAGAAGAUGAAGAAGCUAGAGGUGGAGGAUUGCAACAACAUUUGGAAAGAAUGUUCAAAAGAUUGAGCGAUGCGAAAAAGGCGGAAGCGGAAAAAGUGAAAAAUCAAAAGAAGGAGAAAUCGACACCGGUGAAACGCAAAGAAUUUCCCAUCAAAAAUAUUGUGUCACAAGCAGCAACUCAAAAACCAGCAGCGGAACCUGCUCCUGCUCCAACAGCCCCAGUGGCUCCGCCUCCACCACAACAAAUCAUCAAAAAAAUUGUGACGGAGACAAAAAUAGUGGAAACUUGUGAGAAAUGUCGUGAUAUUAAUCAGGAAACUGCGGUGAACUCGAGAAAAAUCGAGAGUUUGGAGAGAAGAAUUGGAGAGUUUGAGAAAUUGGUGCAGAAUAAGGAUGCUGAUAUUGGAGUUAUGAAAAGGUGAGCGUUUUUGGGCUGAAAUAAAUUUUGCCGAAAAAUGGGAGUGCAAGUGGACUUUUCGUGAAAAUCAGCAAUAAAAUUCACUAUGAAAUCUUCCUAAAAACAGAAAAUCAAUAUUAGGUCGAAAUGUAAACUAGAAAAAUUUUCUUCCACAGUGUUUGAUAAUUUAACGAAUUUUUGAAACAGUAGAUUUUAUUACAAACGAAAAUUAAAAAAAAACCUGACUAGAACCAGAAAGUCUCUAAACUUUUUCACAGAAAAAAUCCAACAGUACAAAUUCAGAAAAAUCUACUGUUUCAAACAUUGGCAAAUUUUCGAAAUUUAUAUAUAUAUAUUUAUUCAGAUAGUUUAAGUAUGCAUACACACAAUGAAUAGAGAUAAAAAACAUAAUAAGUUCCAAUGGGGAGUAAAAUAGUUAUAGGAUAUUCACAUGAAAAAAAGGGGGUAAAGGUUUAAGAAUGGGGGCUAGAAUUUCAGAUGUGGAGAUCAUUGGAAAAAAUAAAAUUUUCAAAACAUUGGCAAAUUUUCGAAAUUUCUCGUCAGUUCUGCUACCAUUAUUUUGAGUGAAUCCUAAAAACCAAAAUUGCCCAUAUAAACUUCUGCUCAUUUUUCUGUUUCUGGAAAUCUUGUCUAAAAUUUGCUAAACUUUAAAAUAUUCAAAUUUUGCAGUCAAAUCGCUGAGAACAAGAAGAAAUACCGUGAUGAAAUUCAAAAUCAAAAAGAGGAAAUCACAAAUCGCGACUCGAAAAUUCAACAACUUCAACAAGAACUCAAAGAAGUUUGCGAAGAUUUGAGAACUGAAAGAGAAAGUUUGUAUACGGAAGCUGAGGAAAAUUCGAAAUUGUAAGAAUUUUUCAGAUUUCAGAUUAACUAACUGAAAAUUGAAUUUUAGGGCCAAUGAGAAUGUGAGAAAAAUGAAAAUCGAAUUGGAAAAUACGAAAUUUGUUGAGAAAAAUAAGACGAGACAAUUGGAAGAAAUGAAAAAAGAAAAUGAACAACUCAAAUUACGAAUUCAAAUCUUUGAAGAAAAUCGAGAAAAUCAAACAGAACUUUUGGAAAAAGAUCAGAAAAUCAAGGAACUUGAAGAGAAAUUAGAAGAAUUGGAGAAUUCGAAAAAAUUGGAAGAGGAAAAGAAUGAACUUUUGGAAAGUUUCGAGAAACGUAUGAUUGAUUUACAAGAACAGAAUUUCGUAUCGGCUGAAAAUUAUGAGAAAGAAUUAGAGGAAAAGAUGUUUUAUAUUCAAUCGAUUGAGGAGAGACUGGCAAAAUAUGAAUCGAUUUAUGAUGAGAAUCAACGAGCAAAUCAAUAUAUUCAACCUAAUCCACAUUCUCAAUUAUUUACAGCUGCUGAUUAUUUGGAACAUCGUAAAAUGCAGGAAAAAUUGGAAGAAUUUGAGCAUAUUUUGAAUUUUGAUAAAGAUCAAUUAAUUGCUUCUGUUGAGAAAAUGGUUCAAAAAUUCAUCGAAAAAUGUGGAAAUCCUCAAGAAAUUCUAAACGCACGUGCUGAAUUUUCGAAUUUCAUACGAAAAUAUAAUAUUUAUCGAAUUAUAAUUGAGGAGGAAUACGAGAAGAUUUGUCAGAAUCCAGAGUUGAGAUUUGAGGAUUUGAGAGUUCCCGAUUUUCCGCAACCAUUUUCGAGUGGAUUUGCUGAGAAAUAUGAGGAGGUUUUGAAGAAAUGGGAGGAAAAAGAGAUGAAUUAUGAGGUUGAAGAGAAAAUUUAUUAUGGAGAAGAAGAAGGUGGAAGAGAAUUGGAGGUUUGUUGGGUUUUUUUUAUUGAAAAUGAGAAGCUUACAUAAUUUUUUCAGUGAUUUUUUUGUUCGAAAAUAGCAAGUUCGAUUUUUUUUUAAAUUUUCAAUAAAAAAACAGGUAUAAAAAAUCACUGUUUCAAAGUUUUCAUGAAUUUUGAAUUACUUUUCGGAAACUAAUGAAUUACUGGUUGUCUUGAUUAAAUUUACUGUUAAAAAAGUGUUCAAAUCAAUAUGAAAUUUAAUUUUCCUUUGAGAAUUUCAAUUUUUUCAGGACAAAGAAUGUUUGAUAUGUGCCACCGAUGUUCGUCCACAUCAACAUUUCACAAAAUGCACAAAUUGUUGCCGAAAAUAUCAUUCAAAAGUGAGUUUUUAUCAAAAUGAUUGUUAAAUUUUCAAAUAUCGAUUUUUUUACACGAAUUUUCCCAGGGAAAAAAUAUCACUAAAUUUUUCAGUGUGUUUCGGAAUGGUUGAAAAUGAAUUCGAUUUGCCCAGUUUGCCGUAGCUCACUUCCAGAUCCACAAGAAUUUCCAAAACUUUGA